This is a messenger RNA of Phyllopteryx taeniolatus (common seadragon), 9118 nucleotides long. It is a transcript of the gene kif1ab, whose product is annotated as kinesin family member 1Ab. The transcript has 48 exons. Gene Ontology annotation, molecular function: ATP binding; ATP hydrolysis activity; microtubule binding. Gene Ontology annotation, biological process: vesicle-mediated transport; cytoskeleton-dependent intracellular transport; microtubule-based movement. Gene Ontology annotation, cellular component: microtubule; dendrite; axon. Bases 589 to 5724 code for a protein of 1711 amino acids. NCBI's taxonomy places the organism in Eukaryota, Metazoa, Chordata, Actinopteri, Syngnathiformes, Syngnathidae. The record is from RefSeq and is a predicted model, not a curated record.
GACAGUGAUUCAAUGAACAGUGAUUCAUAUGAUUUGCUUUCACAGGCCGCAUAAAAUGAUGUGGCGGACUGGAUCUGGCCCCGGGGCCUUGAGUUUGACACCUGUGAUAUAGCUAGAUAGAUCGAUAUAGAAAUAGAUGGAUAGACAGAUACUGUAUCUUUAUUUUUCCACAGCUGCUGUAUCAUGGCUGGUGCUGAUGCUGAUGUGACGUCAUCACCACGCAGGCUUUUAUAGAUUCAUGAGUUUGCCCUGCAUUUAGUCUGACAGGCGAGUGGCUAGAGCAUCCUGUUUAUCCGCUCCCCAUCUCCUGCCCCCUCCUUCCUCUUCUCGCCGUCACCCAUUCUCGUCUAAAUUGACACUCAACCCAGCCAGGCUCCCACCGUCCAUCCAUCCAUCUUCUCUCCUUUCCCUGGGGCCGAGUGCAGUAGGGAAAGGAGGCUGUGAACGGAGGACGGCAGACACGACAAAAAUAGGAACCGGCGAAGCCUGGUGCUGAUUCUCGCGCGACGCCAUCGAGGUGUCUGGCGUGUGUGUCUGUAGUCAUACAGCUUUUGAGUGCUGCCGCCCACUCCCACAGUAACCAGUAACAUGGCCGGGGCAUCGGUCAAAGUGGCGGUGAGGGUUCGGCCCUUCAACUCCAGAGAAAUGGCCAAGGACAGCAAAUGCAUCAUUCAGAUGACAGGAAACACCACAACAAUCCUGAACCCCAAACAGCCAAAAGAAAACAAGAGUUUCAACUUUGACUAUUCCUACUGGUCUCACACCACGCCCGAGGACAUCAACUAUGCGUCCCAGAUGCAAGUGUACAAGGACAUCGGCGAGGAGAUGCUGCUCCACGCAUUUGAAGGUUACAACGUGUGCAUAUUUGCAUACGGACAGACAGGAGCGGGCAAGAGCUACACCAUGAUGGGAAGGCAGGAGACUGACCAACAGGGCAUCAUACCGCUGCUCUGUGAGGACCUUUUUACCAAGAUUAGUGACAGCAAUAAUGACAACAGCAUGUCUUACUCUGUGGAGGUGAGUUACAUGGAAAUCUACUGCGAGCGUGUGCGUGACUUGCUAAACCCCAAAAACAAAGGGAACCUGCGAGUAAGAGAGCAUCCUCUGAUGGGACCCUACGUGGAAGACUUGUCCAAGCUGGCUGUCACCUCUUACAACGACAUCCAGGACCUGAUGGACUCUGGAAACAAGGCCAGAACUGUCGCUGCUACAAACAUGAACGAGACCAGCAGCCGCUCCCAUGCCGUCUUUAACAUCAUCUUCACUCAGAAGAAACAUGACUCAGAGAGUGAAAACACAUCAGAAAAGGUCAGCAAAAUCAGCCUGGUGGACCUGGCUGGUAGCGAGCGGGCCGACUCUACCGGCGCAAAAGGAACCAGACUGAAGGAAGGAGCCAACAUCAACAAAUCUCUGACCACACUGGGAAAAGUUAUCUCUGCUUUAGCUGAGCAGGACUCAGCCCCAAAUAAGAACAAAAAGAAGAAGAAGGUGGAGAGUUUCAUUCCCUACAGAGAUUCAGUCCUGACGUGGCUACUGAGGGAGAACUUGGGUGGAAAUUCUCGUACGGCCAUGGUGGCUGCCCUCAGUCCUGCUGAUAUAAACUACGAUGAAACCCUCAGUACACUCCGGUACGCCGACCGCGCCAAGCAGAUCCGCUGCAACGCUGUCAUCAACGAGGACCCGAACAACCGUCUGGUACGCGAGUUGAAAGAGGAGGUGGCCCGCCUCAAAGACCUGCUCUACGCUCAGGGCCUUGGCGACAUCAUUGAGAACCUGUGCGAUUACAAGAACUUUGUGAAUGAUCGCCAGGCUGUCAAUCAAAGGGGUGAUCUCUCCACAGUGACCAAUGCCAUGACGGGUAUGAGCCCCUCCCCCUCGCUGUCGGCCAUGUCCAGUCGCGCCGCCUCCAUCAGCAACCUCCACGAUCGCAUUUUCAGCCCGGCCAGCGAGGAGGCCAUCGAGAGGCUCAAGGAAACAGAGAAAAUCAUUGCAGAACUCAAUGAAACUUGGGAAGAGAAACUACGGCGUACUGAGGCCAUUCGCAUGGAGAGAGAGGCCUUACUGGCUGAGAUGGGUGUUGCCAUGAGAGAAGAUGGAGGCACUGUUGGCGUUUUCUCCCCCAAAAAGACACCACAUCUGGUCAACCUGAACGAGGACCCACUGAUGUCCGAGUGCCUGCUGUACUACAUUAAAGACGGCAUGACAAAGGUUGGUCGUGAGGAUGCCAAGGCGCGGCAGGACAUUGUGCUCAGUGGACAUUUUAUCCGAGAUGAACACUGCACCUUCAGUAGCACCACAGGCCCUCAGGGAGAAGGUUGCGUGUUUUUGGAGCCAUGUGAAGAUGCUGAGACGUACGUUAAUGGAAAGCGAGUGACGUCACCCACUGUGCUGCGCUCAGGCAACCGCAUCAUCAUGGGCAAGAGUCACGUGUUCCGCUUCAACGACCCCGAGCAGGCCCGGCUGGAGCGCGAGAAGACGCCGUGCGCUGAGACGCCGGUGGAGCCCGUCGACUGGGCCUUCGCUCAGAGGGAGCUGCUGGAGAAGCAAGGCAUCGACAUGAAGCAGGAGAUGGAGCAGAGGCUUCAGGAGCUUGAGGAUCAAUACCGUAAAGAAAGAGAAGAAGCGAGUAUCUUGCUGGAACAACAGAGGCUGGACUAUGAGAGUAAACUGGAGGCUCUCCAGAAGCAGGUGGACUCCCGCUACCUGGAGUCACCCGAGGAAGAAGAGGAACCAGAGGAAGAAGUUACCUCUCCAGUGCCAUGGACCAAGCGCGAGACGGAGCUGGCUCUGUGGGCCUUCAGGAAGUGGCGCUUCUACCAGUUCACCUCGCUUCGGGAUCUGCUUUGGGGUAACGCCAUCUUCCUCAAGGAGGCCAACGCUAUUAGUGUAGAGCUGAAAAAGAAGGUCCAGUUCCAGUUCGUCCUUCUGACGGACACCCUGUAUUCCCCCCUCCCUCCUGACCUACUGCCUCCCAGUGAGUCCAAGGAAAGAGAGAGGCGACCGUUCCCGCGGACCAUCGUAGCAGUGGAAGUGCAGGACCAAAAGAACGGAGCCACUCAUUACUGGACUCUGGAGAAGCUCAGGCAAAGACUGGACCUGAUGAGAGAAAUGUACGAUCGGGCCGCAGAGCUCCCCAGUAACGCCGUGGAAGACUGUGACCACGCUCUCACUGGUGGAGAUCCUUUCUACGACCGCUUCCCGUGGUUUCGUCUGGUUGGCAGAGCAUUUGUGUACCUGAGCAACCUGCUGUAUCCUGUUCCAUUGGUCCAUCGUGUGGCCAUCGUGAGUGAGAAAGGCGAAGUGAAGGGCUUCCUCAGAGUGGCUGUGCAGGCAAUUUCAGCGGAUGAAGAAGCUCCAGAUUACGGUUCUGGUGUGAGGCAGUCUGGCACGGCCAAAAUCUCCUUUGAAGAUAAACAGUUUGAGAAGUUCCAGACUGAGUCGUGUACACCAGGCACUCUUUCCCACUCAAACACCUCUGAGGAGGAGCUCCGCAUUGUGGAAGGAGAAGGUCAAAAUGUCGAGAUGGGAAUCUCUGCAGAUGAAGUCAACAACAACACAUGUGAAGCUACCCCGGAGCCUCCACCCAGCCCCAUGAAGAGCUUGGGACUGGGUCUAGAUCUUCCUUUGGAGCUCUCGCCAGAGAAGGCUUUGUCCCACCUCAUGAUAGGCAGCACCUUCACCUUCAGAGUCACCGUGUUGCAGGCCUCCAGCAUCUCGGCCGAGUACGCCGACAUUUUCUGCCAGUUCAACUUCAUCCACCGCCACGAUGAAGCAUUUUCCACCGAGCCGCUGAAGAACACUGGCAGGGGGCCGCCACUUGGCUUCUACCAUGUGCAAAAUAUCUCAGUGGAGGUGACCAAGUCAUUUGUGGAGUACAUCAAGACCCAGCCCAUCGUCUUUGAGGUGUUUGGUCACUAUCAGAAGCAGCCUUUCCCACCCCUCUGCAAGGACUUAAUCAGUCCACUAAGACCUUCCAGAAGGCAGUUCCCCAGAGUGAUGCCUUUGUCCAAACCAGUGCCAGCCACCAAACUCAGCACUCUGACCCGCUCUGCCGCCGGACCUUGUCACUCCAAAUAUGACCUCAUGGCCUUCUUUGAGAUCUGUGAGCUGGAAGCCAGCGGAGACUACAUCCCAGCUGUUGUCGACCACCGAGGCGGGAUGCCCUGCCACGGCACGUACCUCCUGCAUCAGGGUAUUCAGAGGAGGAUCACAGUCACCAUCGCUCAUGAAAGCGGAAACGACAUUGAAUGGAAGGAGGUAAAGGAGCUGGUUAUUGGUCGCAUCCGAAACACUCCGGAGGCUGAUGAGACCAUCAUAGACCCCAACAUCCUCUCAUUGAACAUCCUGUCUUCCGGAUAUUUCUGGCCAAAACAUGAUGACAACGUCUCCUUGGGAAUUGAUCAUAGAACUUUCUACCGAUUUGAGGCAGCAUGGGACAGCUCCAUGCACAACUCCCUACUCCUGAAUAGAGUUACCCCGUAUGGAGAGAAGAUCUACAUCACCCUCUCAGCCUACCUGGAGAUGGAGAACUGCACUCAACCGACAGUCAUCACCAAAGAUUUUUGCAUGGUGUUUUACUCCCGCGACACCAAGCUUCCCGCAUCUCGUUCCAUCCGAAACCUCUUCAGUACAGGCUGCCUCAGGCCUUCAGAGAGUAACCGUGUCACCGGAGUCUACAAGGUGACACUCUGCUAUGUGGCUGACAACGGGAGUCCAGGCAUGCAGCGGCGUCGCAGACGAGUGCUGGACACCUCAGUGGCGUACGUCCGAGGAGAGGAGAACCUGGCCGGGUGGAGGCCUCGCAGUGACAGCCUCAUUUUGGACCACCAGUGGGAGUUGGAGAAACUCAGCUUACUUCAGGAGGUGGAGAAGACCCGGCAUUACUUGCUCCUGAGGGAGAAGCUGGAGGCCACACUGCUUGCCGGCCAGGAUGCUCUCUACAAGGGCGGUGACAUCGGCGAUUUUGCCAAGAGUCCAGUCCUUAGCCAGAGUCCCGCAAGGAGCCCAGCACUGGACAGCCCCAACCAGAGGCAGAGGGAGCUGGCUGCCAAGUGUCUGCGUCUGCUGAUGCACACCUUCAACAGGGACUACAGCCAGGUGAGCAGCAGUGCCAGUGAGAGCAAGCUCUCCGAGAUAUCGGUGUCGCUAAUGAGGGAGGCGUCCAUUUCCACGCUGAGCACGCUCACGCCGUCCUCCACCUGCCCUUCCCUGAUCGAAGGACACUAUGACAUCAGACACGCUGAGCCCGGUUCGGGAGCAUCCACCCCUGAUCUGGACCCGUUCAGCCCAGUGGACAGAAAAAAAGCUCUCAAAGGCUGCAGCUUUGUUCCAGACAUACAGGAACUACGAGUCAGCCCAAUUGUGUCCAAGAAGGGCUACCUGCAUUUUCUGGAGCCCCACGCCAGCGGCUGGGUAAAACGCUACGUAGUGGUGCGCCGACCCUACGUUUAUCUGUAUCGUAGCGAGAGGGACAGCGUCGAGCGAGCCGUCAUCAACCUAUCGUCGGCCAAGGUGGAAUACAGCGAAGACAAGCAGACCUUGCUGCGGACUCCAAACACGUUUUCUGUGUGCACCGAGCAUCGUGGGAUACUGCUUCAGGCCAACAAUGACAAAGAGAUGCACGACUGGCUUUAUGCCUUCAAUCCUCUACUGGCGGGUACCAUCCGGUCCAAACUGUCCAGACGAAAGUCAGUCCAGUUGGCGCUGGUCGCCCAGAGGAUUUGAGAUUCUUCACAGGCGUCUUUGAAAAUGGCCAACACAACACCCACAAUACAACAAUCUAAACGCCACCAACUCUCCAUUUUAAACAUCCAUAAACCACUGAAAUAACCUUCUAAAUAUAUAUAACAUGCCAUCCCUCUUACAAACCUGCAUGUUGACACCACUGUGUAUAGUCAUAUACAAGUAGUUAGCUCUUCUUUAAUAUUAGCAAGCAGGCUAAUCCAUUGCGUGUGUUAUUUUUGUACACAGUGCCACCCGAUGGUGGUGGUGGUGGUGGUGGGGGUGGUGGGGCUCCUCUGCACGAUAGCGCUAGUCUGCCUAUUCUAUCGUUUUGUAUCCGGUUCGCUUCGGAGGUAUCACGGUACAUGUAAAAGUAGCAUGUGGCUAUGGAAACCCGUUUGAGCAUUUAUUUGAUAUCCUUAAUCCGUGUACCAGUACGCUCUGUCCCGGGGAGUAUGACUAUUCAGAGCACUUGUAGAACGACUGCCUGACAUUGUAAAAACAUUUCGGCUACUAGUGCCAAUUUUGGCCAACUAUUAGUAUCAAAGAUACCGAAUACAUGAUGUUUAAAAUGAAAUGUUUGAGCAAUUAUUCGAUAUCCUUGAUAUCCAUCUUACGGUUGAUUUACUAGUACGCUCUUUGUCCUCACUAGUAGGAAGGACAAUGUUGGCAUGCUAGGAGGACAACUCCAUGUUACUAGUGAGGGAAAACUGCUAGUGGGAAUUUUGGUCCUACUAGUGGGGUCCAGGAGGCUUCUAGUAGAAUGUGCUCUAGUAGAAUGACUGGGGUGCACUAGUGGAAUAACUGUGUCUUACUAGUAAUAUGUUUCCACUACUAAUGCCACUAUGGGCUUACUAGUAGGCUACGCAAUUAAACUGUACUCGUAAACUCCUGCAGUAGCACAUGUGCUGCACGAAUAUUUCUUGGCCCAACCCGAAGGAAUGUGUCACACACAAAUAGCCUCCUGGCCUCUAGAAGUACCACCAAAAUGCCCACUAAUAGUUUUUGACUCACUAGUAACAUGAUGUUGUCCUACUAGUAUGCCAAAGUUGUCCUACUGGUGUGCAGACACGUCAUACAGUUUGUGGAAACAACUUUGCUAGUAAGAUACAAUCGUUCUACUAGUGCGCCCUAGUCAUUCUACUACUUUACAUAAAAUUGUUUGAGUAUUUAUUCUUAAGGUCUAUACCAGUAGGCCAAAAGUCCCACUAGUACUGGACAUUUUUUUUUUACUAGUUAGACACAGUUGUUCUACUAGUGCGCUGAAUUGUACUACUACUACUAGUGACAUUAUCAAAUUCUACCAAUUAAUAACUAGGGCUUGACUAGUAGUACUUGUAGCCCAGAUGCGGCUGACUAUUAACACUUAGUUGUCCUACUAGUGUGCAGAAAUUUUACGCAGUAGUUGAAAAAAAAAGUUACUAUUAAGAGUGUCGUUCUACUAGUCUAGUGCACUGAAUUGUCUUAAUAGUGAGGACAAAGUGCGUAGUAGUACAUGGACCUUAAACUGGAUAUCAAGCAUAUUGAAUAAAUGCUCCAACGACUUUUCAUUUGCGGUGGAAGUUGGGACAAACGGCUCAAUUAUGGUAUCAUGAAUGUUGAUGUGUUCCCCGCCAAAGUCGAGCAAGACAACACCCUGGCCUUGAAAAGAGGGGGAAGAAAAAGAUAAUCCCUUGUGCAUAUUAUCACAGAGUAACAUUAUUUUCUGUUGCUUUAUGCUUUUAGUUACUUGUGAUGGAACUACCGACCAAUUUUGUUGCACGGCACUUUAUCGUCCUUGUUGAGUUGUUGCAUUACCAAAGCUUUGUUUUUUCGUUUGUUUGUUUGUUUUCAAUAAUCCCGAUUAUAAAAUGUCUAAAAUAUUAUUCUGAGCAAUUAUCAGUGGUGUGUUUAGAGUGAUUUUUCCUCCCCGAUCUGGUCUGGAAAAUAGUCAGGGCCGGCAGUCGGAAAUGUGAAACCUGGUCAAUAUUUAUAAUAGCGAUUGUCGGAUAUUUUUUGAUGCAUGUGGUGUGCUGUGUUGGUCAUGUCGAUCACGCCACACACUAUAAGAACACACGUGGUGAUUUUUGUCCUCGUCAUGUGUGGUGUCUCUUGCAUUUUUUAAAAUCAGGGUACUGUACUCACAUAAUGAUCUGAACUGAUAAUCACCACGGGUGCUUACUGUUCUUAUAAUGUGUGUUGUACUCCAGAUGACCAACACAGCAGGGACCAUUUUCUAAGCAGGUCAUGGUGGAGGGGAAAAAAAAAAUCAUUUCUAACCCAGCCUCCGCCACAGGAUAAUCAUUCAGGAUAAUCUUUCAGAGACAUCUGACAUUCUGGCCUUUACUGACUUCAAUUACAACAGAGGAAAAAUGAUCAAACGUGGCCCGAUUGUUGUGUGUGUACCCGCUGCUGAAUAUGUUCAAAAUCAGUGUGUGCACCCUACUUUUAAAUCUACACAUUGAGAAUCUCCACACAAAAACUGAGAGUUCUUUCAGUCCAGUCGCUCCUGCUUUUUCCAUUCCUACAUACAUACGUCAUAUUUAGAGUCAAAUAAGGGUCAUUCGAUGUGAAUUUUAUCUAUCCUGUCUUUAAUGCACCGGAAAAAAUGCUGCUUUGUAUAUCUUUGACUUAUUAUCGUCACUAGUAGCGGAAUACAAUAAAAUGUACUUGUAAUGCGGGAGCCUGUCCUAAUGGGAAUUUUGUAGUAUUGGAUACAAAAAGUAGGUCCAAUUGGUAGAUUGUUUAUGAAUUUUGUGAAAAUAAGACGUCGUGACCUUCCCUCUCUGAAUUUAUGUCAAGCCGUAACAUUUAAAUUACUUUUAUGUUAAUAAUAAUAUUUAUGGAAAAUAUUUAAUGUGAGGUAUGACCUGCAUUCCGAUAGUAGCAUUGAGUGUUUUCUGUUUGUUUCUCAUUGUUUUGCACCUUCCAGAAUUCACCUUCUUUAUUUUUUAAUUUAUUUUUUGGUCGGGUGGUUUAAAUUCGCACUAAAUUCUCAUGCGAUCAUAAAAAGGCAAAUUCCGCCCAGCUGCUAGUGCCUCCCUCUUCCUUCACCUUCUUUUCCUCAGCUUCUAUGUUGUAGGCUAAGCCUGAGUGCUAUUAAUUUUGGUUAUAGAAAUGACAUAUACAAGUGAAUAUCCUCAUAUAGUCAUAUGUUGUGCUAGCCUGUGACAUCCUCGGUAUAUCUUGGUAUCAUUUGUAAACAAUAAGUCAAUUUGUUUACUUUGUAGCUGUUCUAACGCUUGACAAUUAACUUAUAAGGGGAUGGUUUGUAGUUGUUUUAAUGCGUCGAUUACUGUUUUUCUGGGCUUUAUUGAGUCAAGGCACAUAAUUUUACAUCCACCAAACAAAAAGGCCACAAAGAUUAUAUCGUUGGUGUCGGGUGGAAUCCUCGCAUCUCCCCCCCCAAAAAAAAACC